AUGGUCUAUCUGCUCAGCAAGGCUUUAGCUUCCCAAAGUGCCAACACCAAGCUCCUAACGGCACUCGAGACGAACUCCGAGACUCUCGACCGAAUAUCGACGGAAUUCUACCAGACACUCGACACAUACAGAAAUCUGCGCAUUGCUUCCUUUGCUGAGGAAAAACAGGUUCGCUUCGGUAUGCUUGGUAUGCAGAUUGUGAGACCGGAUUCAGCCAAGAUUGGCCAUGCCCGUGAGGCAUGGGGCAGCAUAUCCAAGGAUCACCGCAACAUGACGACGUAUUCAAGUUUACGAGAUGAUGGCUUUGUGAAAGUGAGCCGGAAGAUCAGGGAAUGGGUGCACGUUGUUGAGACGCCAACGUCCUCCACUGGACGUGAAAUCUACGAAGAAUGUCUAAACAGUUUGAACGACUCCGUGGCGAGGUUCCGUGUGCAAGAUGUCUAUCCAGUCCGCCACAAGAAUAAAGACUCUUUCGAGUGGCUCUUUUCUAACCAGGUGCCUUUCACUCGGUGGCUAUCCGAUGAUGGAGGAAAGUACGACGCGAUCUUCUGGAUAACUGGAAAGCCAGGUUCGGGAAAGUCUACAUUGAUGCGAUUCGCUUUGGAAGACAGUCGAACCAUGUCGCUGCAGCGGUCGAAAUCCAAACACUAUCCAAUGGCCUACUUUUUCCAUCUUCGUGGGAAGUCACUAGUUCAAAAAAGCCUCCGCGGAAUGUUGAUGGAGCUUCUCUACCAGAUCCUGCAGCAAUAUCCUCGGAGCUUCGAGCUGAUCAGCCCGAUAUUCCUGAAUCUCAAGAGACUUAACCAAAGUUGGGACAUUCAAAGCCUAUCCCAGGCCAUCUUACAUAUACCCCACAUACCACCAGCUGUAUCUGGUCGCAGAGAUCGCAUCACUCUCUUCAUCGAUGCUCUGGAUGAAAAUCAGAAACAGGACGACAACAAUACUCUUCUGGAUAUAUUCGAUAGUUUGAUCAGAACUUACAGGAGUGUCAGGGACAAGCCGGAUGCACCAGUGUUGAAGAUAUGCCUGGCAAGCCGGCCGUGGCCAAUAUUCCAGAAAAGGCUUGGAGACGAGCUUCGCGUACCUUCAUUCGCCAUCCACAACUAUACGGCCGAGGAUAUUCAGCAGUACACGGAAUCUCGCCUUUUCACAAGCAAGGAAAUGCUCGAGGUAUUCAAUGAGAGGCAAAGUGCCAUUUGGAAACUGUCCGCAGACAUUGCGUCAAGAGCCAAGGGCGUCUUUAUCUGGGUGAGGGUAGUGGUGGACGACCUCAGUCAGGAAGCCGUGGAUGGAACUUCGACCGAUUCGCUGCAGAAGAUCCUUCAGAAAUAUCCCGAGGAACUCGACAAAAUGUACAAGUUGACUUUGAAGAGAGUUCGUGGAACGUAUCGACCCGAGACAGUGAUCAUCUUCAAGACCAUGCUGGCCAGUCGCGUCGCGCUUACUGUCCUACAGCUCUACACUAUUACAAGAGUUUGCGUGGGUACUCCGCCGUCCAAAAAUAUCCCAACCGAAUCUCAAGAUGUGAUCAGUUGGCUGGCUAGCAGAUCUGGCGGGUUGAUCAAUAUAGUGGACGCUGGCGCAGACAAGCAACUUGCUGAGGCAUCGGGAGGUGACUCAAAUUCGACCAGUAUAGAAUCGGCGGCAGGUUCCUCUACCUGGCUGAAUUUGCACGUGGAAUUUCUGCAUCAAACUGUUCAAGACUUUGUUCGAAACAGCCUAGACGAUGGCUUCGAGAUGGCACAGCCAAAGCCGGCAGUGGUCCAAGUGAGCGGGUCGCGGCUGCUAGCCUUUGCCUAUCUAGACAGUCACCCGCCACAUCGUCAUCUCCGGAACGUUGCCAAGGAUAUCUUCAGCUAUAUGCGGGAGGUGGAGCGCGAGGAGGACGAGGCAGAGAGCGGACAGAUCACGUUCUUGCCACAUUGGGCCGCCUACGAUCUCCACUACUUUCCAUUCAGAGUUCGAGACCCUACACAGGCCCUUUGUGUGGUCGAGAUAUGCAACACCGGCCGACAGGAAGACCACAACGAAUACCACACCACUGUCGUCAUGUCGGAAUACAUUCUAGAGGAAGCCCAGAAGGGCUUUUGCGAGAUUCUUGAGGGCAAGCUGCAGGAUACCUGGGGCAAAUACUUGACCGAGGACCAGCAGGACGAGGUCCUACAUACUGUGGCCGAGCUCGUGGCUGUCUACUUGGUGUCCCUGGAGCGACGCUGGUGCAUCGCGAACCCAGACAGGCUCUCCAUCCGGUUUCGCGGCCUCGUCGAAUCUAUCCUACAGGAUGCCUUCAGCAACGUUGGUGCUUUUGUCAUCGCCGACAACGUUGCCGACUUCUCUGCGGAUGUCUUCAACCAAAUCAAGCUCAUCAUCGAUGACCACUCCGAUACUGGCUCAGACAACGAAUCCGACAAUGGCGCCCACGCUUUCACUUUUGAGAGUGAGGAUGACGAGAAUGACCCUUUCGAUGCUGGAGGCGAUGAGGAGGCCAGCACUGGAACCAGUGCCAUGGCUGUCCGCCUCUGUUCCCCGGGCACCGACUCGGUGACCUUCGAGAGCGACCAAGAGAUGGACUCCGACACCAAUGAUGAGAACGAUCAGGAUGAAGCCGAGACUGGAGAUCCUAUCACCACUGAGGACGAGGUUGACAUGGACAAUGGCUUUCAUUUCUCCACCCCUGCCAGAUCGGAUGAGGGAGAUGAGAACAUGGCGGACUAUACCCUUACUGUCGAGGGCAUGGCAUACGCCACCCCUAUUCAAGAGAGCAUGGGCAACGACCCUCUCUUCUCUUCCGUGGCAGGAUCAGACAAGGGAGAUGAAGACAUGGCCGACAACACCCUCUUUGACGAGGAUAUGGAGGACAAUGACCUUUCCUAUAAGGACAUGGAAAACUACCCUCUUUUCUCUUCCCCGUGCCGAUCAGACCAGAGAGAUGAGGACAUGGCCAAUGACACCCCUACCGCUUCCUCGGCAGGAUUGGAAGAUGAGGUCGAGGACAAUGAUGCUGCCGAUUCCGAAGGCGGCGACGAGAUGGAUGUCUCUUCCGCAGCUCUCCACGCCAUGGAAUUCGCCAGUGGACACAAGGGAUACGAGGGGCGAUACGACGAGGGAUACGACGCCCACCAGGCCCAGGGCUCGGCCACGGAGAAGGGCAAGAGCCCCCAGAAGGGACCACGGGGCAAGAUUGACCCCCUCAACAACGACCUCUACUCCGCGAUCAUGGACGACGACGACAACACCACGUGGCCCCCGAAGUUCUACAAGUGCAAGCUUAAGGGCUGCGGGUUCCAGGGCGCGUGGAAUGCCAAGCAGGCCCACUUUGAGAUCAAGCACGCGGAGGAGUGGAAGAGGGCCACGGGCUGUGAGGCUAAGGUCCACGAAUGCCCCGUGGAUGACUGCGACUACACUACGCCCCGAUACAACUACAUCGCCCGCCACCUGAAGAGCAAGCACCCCGAAUACGAAGCAGCACACGGCAAGAAGGGCAAGAAGAGCAAGGAGUGA
This is a messenger RNA of Diaporthe citri, 3501 nucleotides long. RefSeq lists its product as uncharacterized. Bases 1 to 3501 code for a protein of 1166 amino acids. Lineage: Eukaryota; Fungi; Ascomycota; Sordariomycetes; Diaporthales; Diaporthaceae. The record is from RefSeq and is a predicted model, not a curated record. The transcript has 8 exons.